Molecule: messenger RNA, 1949 nt
Organism: Panonychus citri (citrus red mite)
Lineage: Eukaryota; Metazoa; Arthropoda; Arachnida; Trombidiformes; Tetranychidae
Gene: cpb
Product: F-actin-capping protein subunit beta-like
Exons: 7
Coding region: 667-1515 (282 amino acids)
Biological process (GO): barbed-end actin filament capping; negative regulation of filopodium assembly; actin cytoskeleton organization
Cellular component (GO): cytoplasm; F-actin capping protein complex
Molecular function (GO): actin filament binding
Source: RefSeq, a predicted model, not a curated record
AAAUGCGCAGAUUAAUUGUUCCUAAUUGAUCAACUAUUAAUUUAGUGUAAUUAGAGAGAACAGAGAGAGAGAUUAAGUACCGUGCGUGUGAAUCUGAUAGAAUAUCGAUUGUCGGUAAUUUGAAGAGAAUUAGUUUUAAUUGUGAUCUACAAGAAGAAACUAAGUAAUUAUCUAUCUACCUGUCUAAUUAUCGAUAGAAAAUAAUAAAAACCGAAACCGUUGAUUGUGAUUUGUUCAUAAAAAGAAAACAACAAAAAGGUUUUAUCUUUGUUCCGGUUAAGUGUUUGUGUUACCAUUUGGAUUAACAAGUAACUCUAAUAUUUUGUGUUCCAAUUAAUUACUAAUUAAUCUUCUACCGGUGACCAUUUUAAUUGGAGAAUCUAUCAAACCAUUCUAACGAUAGAAAAUAAUUCUCCCAUCAUUAGAUAAUCAUCUCAUUAAUGGCUAACAAGUGAUUCCAUUGAAACAAGGGCGGUGCUUGGACAAGAGGUGUCAUUAUAUUUUCGUUGUUCACUUGCUGCACCUUAUUUUUUUUCUUCUGUUUAUCAUUUUGUUUUCUUUUUUUCUGUUUUCUUUUUUCUUCUCCUUCUCCCUUUGAUUGUUACCAUUUAAAUCAAUUUUUUUUCCUCUCACCAAAUUGAAAUUGUUCGCUAUCAUCUUCCUCAAAUGUCUAAUAUGAGUGAUCAACUUGACCAUGCACUUGACCUUAUGCGUCGCCUUCCACCUCAACAAAUUGAGAAAAAUCUUUGUGAUCUAAUUGAUCUCGUUCCGAGCUUAUGUGAGGAUUUGUUGUCAUCAGUCGAUCAACCUCUCAAAAUUGCUCGAGACAAGAUCUCUGGAAAGGAUUAUCUUAUUUGUGAUUACAAUCGUGAUGGUGAUUCUUACAGAUCUCCUUGGAGUAAUAGUUAUGAGCCUGAAUUGGAAGAUGGAACCGUGCCUUCAGAGAGGUUAAGACAAAUAGAAAUCGAUGCUAAUUCAGCUUUUGCUCAAUACCGAGAAAUGUAUUAUGAAGGUGGCAUAUCCUCCGUGUACCUUUGGGAUUUAGACCCUGGUUUCCAAGGGUUUGCGGGUGUAAUUUUGAUUAAAAAGAGUGGCAAUGGAUCCAAUAAAAUUAAAGGUUGUUGGGAUUCAAUACAUGUUUUUGAAGUCCAGGAAAAAUCUGGAGGUAGAAAUGCCCAUUAUAAGUUAACAUCAACUGUAAUGUUGUGGCUACAAACCACCAAACAAGGAUCAGGAACAAUGAAUCUUGGUGGAAGCUUAACUCGCCAGUCAACAAAGGAUUUUACCGUUAAUGAUGCAAAUCCACACAUAGCCAAUAUUGGAGGAAUGGUUGAGGAUAUGGAAAAUAAGAUUCGGAAUACUCUCAAUGAGAUCUACUUUGGUAAAACCAAUAGUAUCGUUAAUGGCCUUAGAUCAGUCAAUUCUUUAUCCGAUCAAAAGCAACAAGAUGCUCUUAGAAUCGAUUUGGCUCAAGCAUUACAGAAACGUCAGGCCAAAAACGAUUCCUCCGUUUGAUGUAACAAAACAUUAAUGUGCUUGUUUUGUUAUCAAUUUUUUUCCAACAAAAACAUCAACUUCUUCAAAAAUUUAUUGUAAUAAUUUUUACUUCUAAUUGAUGAGCAUCAAAACGAAACAAUGAAAAAAAAAGUGAGCAAAAUCCAGAAGGAAUCAUAGAAAGAAACAAAAAUGGGAGCAAAUCGACUAAUUUAAAUCAUAUCGAUACAAUUAAAUUUCCCAAUGUUUCAUUUUUGAUGAAAAAGACAAAGUAAAAAAAAGGAAAGAAUCAAAAAUUAACCAAACAAUCAACUUAUAUAAAUACACAUACAUUCAUAUGCAUAUUCAGAGAUACGAAACAAAACAAAAAAUAGUGUUAAAACAUAAUAUCAACACUUUGAAGCAAACAAUUGAUUAAUUGCUUAAUAUUAAUAAAUAUGUUAUUACACAUUAAA